AUGGCUAUAGUUGCACAUUGGAAUGAGUGGUAUCAAAUUGAGGUUCGUGAUUGGCAAUUUCUUGAACUAGGCGAAGCUAAAACAACUAUUGAUUCGCAUCAUGCUGCAAUUUCCCAUUCAAUCAAACGAUAUAUUCGGAUUGGAUAUGAUAUUCGUGAUGGAGAGAAUAUAGUGGAAGCAGCUAAAUAUUUAGCUGGUACAUCACUGGCAAAUUUAGAACCAAAUCGAAGUCAAUUUGAACCUGAAGAUAAAAAAAUAUAUAAUAUUAGCAAAAAAGAACAAAAUUCAAAGCCCAAUGUCAAAACUAUAAAAGUUAUUUCAAAUUUGUUUUACUGGAAAUGGCCAAUUUCUGGCGAAAUGACAGGUUAUGUAUGUGCCCAAUCACUUCCACAUUUUGGUCCAUGGAAUAAUUUUUCUCCUGCUGCAAUUGCCAAACUAUGCACCAAACCAAUUAUUCGUCCCCAUCCAAAGAUUUCUGAACAAACUGAACCUGAAUUAACUUGGACAAUUCCUCUGUUAGAUACAACUAGCAUACCAGAAUUCAUGGAUAAUAAUAAUAAUGGUGAUGGUGAAUUAGAAGAUGUAAGUUCUGUUGACAUGAAUUUUCAAUUUCCUAUGGGAUGGGCACUAAAAAGCAAUCAAAAAGUAGGGGGAAAAGGAAAGGGAAAAAGAAUGACAAAGCAGGUAAAGGAGUUGUUGAAAAGUUUUUUUUUGAAUGGAAAUCUUAAUCAAAAGGAUAAGAUGUCAGCAAAAGAUAUGUAUAAUGAACUGCUGACAUUUGUUGAAUCUGGUGAAUUGAAAGCUGAAAACAUCCCUAAGAUAAAAAAAAUACAAAAUUGGAUCUCAGCUUAUGCACGAACGUUCAAGGAAAAAGCUACAGAAAAUAUGCUUGAAAUAGCCGAAAAUAUAUGGUCAGAAUCUUACGUUCUUCCAUAG
Molecule: messenger RNA, 936 nt
Organism: Rhizophagus irregularis DAOM 181602=DAOM 197198
Lineage: Eukaryota; Fungi; Glomeromycota; Glomeromycetes; Glomerales; Glomeraceae
Source: RefSeq, a predicted model, not a curated record